AUGAAAACAAGGUUUGAAAUAGGUCUGUUUUUCGUUUGUUCUGUUUUAGUAAGAGUUGUUAUUUUGGAUAGUUUAGAAGAUUUUAGAACAAGAAGGCAGAUUAACAGUAUUCCUUUGGUUUUUCCUUAUGGAGGUACAUAUAAGUUACUUAUCGGUAUGGCAGUACCGAUUCAUAACGAGGAUCACGUCAACUUAGCAUUUGGUAUUAAUUUUCAAUAUCAGUAUCUACAAUUUCAAAAUGUAUCCGAAUUGUCUCGAUAUUACUUCAUCAAGACGGUAUCUAGAGAACAGCGGGAUCUGGAACUAAAGGAGAGAAGUGACGAAAGACUCGUAUUCUACAAAGCGGCAGCGGAUAUGCUACAAAUGAAGGGUAUGAACGGCAUUGAUUGCGUGAUGCGAGCAAUUUGCGAAGCCGCGCAGUAUCCAGUCGGUGAAGAGGGUCUUGUUGGUGAAAUUAUACAUAUUUUACUGACACCAGAUUACGGGCGCUCUCCAUUCGAAGGUGAUACUGAAUGGUACGACAUGAUGUCUCCGUACAUUGACGCGGCUGUCGCAGGUCGGCAGAUGUUUAACUGUGCUUCUAUUUACACUAACUGUCCUGAGGGUCAAGGUGUGAUGGAACUGAUAUCUAUGCUAAGGGAUGAAUAA
Molecule: messenger RNA, 648 nt
Organism: Papilio polytes (common Mormon)
Lineage: Eukaryota; Metazoa; Arthropoda; Insecta; Lepidoptera; Papilionidae
Exons: 5
Coding region: 1-648 (215 amino acids)
Source: RefSeq, a predicted model, not a curated record